Messenger RNA from Elephantulus edwardii (Cape elephant shrew), 1008 nucleotides. RefSeq names its product syntaxin 18 (gene STX18). Bases 1 to 1008 code for a protein of 335 amino acids. The record is from RefSeq and is a predicted model, not a curated record. Gene Ontology annotation, molecular function: SNAP receptor activity. Gene Ontology annotation, cellular component: membrane; endoplasmic reticulum; SNARE complex. Gene Ontology annotation, biological process: retrograde vesicle-mediated transport, Golgi to endoplasmic reticulum; intracellular protein transport. The transcript is spliced from 11 exons. Lineage: Eukaryota; Metazoa; Chordata; Mammalia; Macroscelidea; Macroscelididae.
AUGGCGGUGGACAUCACGCUGCUAUUCCGGGCCAGCGUCAAGACUGUGAAGACGCGGAACAAGGCGCUCGGGGUGGCGGUGGGCGGCGGGGCGGCCGAUGGCAGCCGCGACGAGCUCUUCCGCCGGAGCGCUCGGCCCAAGGGCGACUUCUCCAGCCGGGCCCGCGAAGUGAUUUCCCACAUCGGCAAGCUGAGAGACUUCCUUCUGGAGCACAGGAAGGACUACAUCAAUGCCUGCAGCCACACCAUGUCUGAGCACGGGAGAAUGACGGACACGGAGCGAGAUCAGAUCGACCAGGACGCCCAGAUAUUCAUGAGGACCUGCUCCGAGGCCAUCCAGCAGCUGAGGACAGAAGCCCACAGGGAGACGCACUCGCAGCAGGUCAAGGAGCACCGGAGCGCCGUCCUGGACUUCGUGGAGGACUACCUGAAAAGAGUGUGCAAGCUGUACUCGGAGCAGCGGGCCAUCAGGGUGAAACGCGUGGUGGACAAGAAAAGACUGUCCAGGCUGGAACCGGAACCCAGUACAAAGACGCGAGAGGCCACGUCUGAGCCCGCCUCCCAGAGCCAAUCAAAGGACUCAGAGGAGACACCAGUCCCUGAAGAACACCCAGAAAAGAUCUUGCCCGACACACAGCCUGAGCUGGGAAGCUGGGGCGACGGGAAAGGCGAAGAGGAGUUGUCCCCAGAGGAGAUCCAGAUGUUUGAACAAGAGAACCAGCGGCUCGUGGGCGAGAUGAACAGCCUGUUUGAUGAAGUGAGGCAAAUUGAAGGGACAGUGGUUGAAAUCUCCAGGCUCCAAGAGAUAUUCACAGAGAAGGUUUUGCAGCAGGAAGCGGAGAUUGACAACAUUCACCAGCUUGUUGUGGGGGCGACCGAGAACAUAAAGGAGGGCAAUGAGGACAUAAGAGAGGCCAUCAAGAACAACGCCGGCUUCCGCGUGUGGAUCCUCUUCUUCCUCGUCAUGUGCUCCUUCUCCCUGCUCUUCCUCGACUGGUAUGACAGCUAG